CCAUAGUGGGGUUGUUCAUUGCGGGGUGAGCUUAGGUAAGGUUAAAUGUUAAAUAAAUAUUAUGAACCAACUGCAUACAUAACAUCAUUAUCUUGUUUCUCAAGCUUGCUCAGUGCUUACAUAUCUCAUCAAACUGUUAACCUACCGGCACACUUAUCAGCUAAUAUACAUGUUUUACCAGUUCAUCACAAGUGGAUAGAAGUCGUACAUACAAACGAAACAAUGGCAUCCAAACCUUAUGAAGUAAAAUGGGGUAUCUUAGCUACAGGAGGAAUCGCAACCAGUAAUCCACCCUUUCUAUUUUUCAAAUCUUUAGAACUUUCUACUAACUAUCGCAUCCAGCCUUCUGCAAAGACAUACUCUGCAAUCCCGCCACUCGUAAUGUCCACGACAUUCAACACACCAUCGUAGCAGUAGCAUCUUCAUCCUCUGCUUCCCGCGCCGAGACAUUCCUUAAGGAAAUCAAAGCUCCAUCUGGUAUCAAAGCAUACGGUUCAUAUCAUGAACUCGUUAAUGAUCCCAAUGUCGACGUAAUCUACAUUGCUACUCCUCAUUCGCAUCAUUUUCAAAAUGCCAUGUUAGCAUUGCGUGCCAAUAAACACGUAUUGUGCGAAAAAGCACUCACUGUAAAUGCAGCUCAAGCGCGAAAAUUGUUCGAGACAGCUAAAGAGAGGAGUUUGUUUUUUAUGGAAGCAGUAUGGACUAGAUAUUUUCCACUGAGUAUUCAAGUCAGAGAAUUGGUGAAAAAUAAAGAAAUCGGGGAAGUGCAUCGAGUAUUCGCAGAUCUCUCAAUCGCCGAAGCAAAUGAUGAUGGAAGCCUUAACUUCCCUCUUGAAAACCGCAUGAUAAAUCCUGCCCUGGCAGGUGGUGCCCUCUUAGAUCUCGGUAUCUAUGCCAUAACCUGGGUAUUUCAAAUCCUCUACCAUUGUCAACCCUGUUCAUCAUCUGAGCGCGAAAUCCCCAACAUUCUCGCCGCCGUGCAGAAAUAUGAGAAAACGGGUGUGGAUGAACAAACGAGCAUCAUAUUACAAUUCCCCAAGAAUAAAAGCGUAGGAAUUGCCACGACGGGAAUCAGAGUUGCGACGCAACCGGAUGCUCAUAAUUACGCGAGUAAGAAUGAAGCUCCUACGAUAAGAAUUCAAGGCACGAAGGGAGAAAUUCAAGUUUUUGGUCCGGCGUAUCGACCAUUGAGAUAUAGUGUUUUUAAAAAUGCGAAUAAGGCUGGGGAUUUCAAGACGGUGGAUUGUGAGAUUCCCCGGGAUCCUGGGAGGGAGGAUUGGGGACAUGGGAUGGCGUGGGAGGCGGAUGAAGUGGGAAGGUGUUUGAGAGAUGGGAAGAAGGAGAGUGUGGGGCUGGAUUGGAGGGAGAGUGAGGUUAUUAUGGGGGUUAUGGAUGAGGUUAGAAGACAGGGUGGUUUGAAAUAUAGUGAGGAGAUUGAGUCGGAUGUUUUUGAUGAGAAGAGUGUUUUGAAUGGGAAGGCUUGAUGGAGGGGUAAGAUGGAUUGUACUCCGUUUUUCACUUGCUGAUCGGUAUUCUUAAGUUUGCAAUUCCCCGUUCUUGAUUUUCGAAUUCCUUACAUAGAAAGAAAUAAUAUUGCAUUUCACCGAAAUCAAAU
Molecule: messenger RNA, 1615 nt
Organism: Sclerotinia trifoliorum
Lineage: Eukaryota; Fungi; Ascomycota; Leotiomycetes; Helotiales; Sclerotiniaceae
Source: the annotation of a GenBank genome assembly